GGAAGACAACUCUCCAUCUGGAUCAAGUCUCCGAGUGAGCAGCAGCAGCAAGCAAGGGAAGGCGGGCUAGUCUGGAUUACAGCAGGGCAAAAGGAGCCCAACCCCAUCUUGGGGCCAGUAGUCAUGACAAAGGAGCCCAGAGGCACAAAGAAAGUGUAGCUUCUGAGCUGAAUGAUGACAACAUUGCAGAGUAAAGAAGAAUGUGGGAAGGGGCCAAAGAAAACCUUUGCCCCACCUUCACAAAAAUUGCAUAGCUUGAUGUGCUAUAGCCCUAACCCACCCAAGGAGGAGACCCUGGAGAUCAGUUCCCCAAAGGCCAGGUCAGAGAAGAAGGAAGAGAAAGCAACCACAGAAAAUGGUCCAAGCGGUGGCCAGGAGAAUAAAGGAAAGCCUCAAGACAAGCAAGCAGUGAAGAAAGAAAAGGAAAGAGCAAGUCUCACCAAUGCAGAAUUUGAGGAGAUUGUCCAGAUUGUGCUACGGAAGUCCCUCCAGGAGUGCUUGGAUACUUCCUAUGCCCAGCCCAUAAGAUGCACCCAAUUAGACAAGGAACCAAGAAUUGCUUCUUCUACUGUUAAUGACAAUGCUGAUGGAGAGAGGGUAAUGGCACCACAUAUUCUAGAGAUUUCAGCCACUGAGGAAGCUGGAGUAACCUCUGUGAUAAAGAGAUCUAAGCCAGGCCAGCCGGAUCCUGCACCCUCUGAGAAGAAAUUCAACAGAUCUUCCCUAAGCAAAGGAAAGAAGGGAGCUCAAGAUGAGAAAAUGGAAAAGGCCCAAAGUGGACAUGAGCAGAGACAGAAAGACCAACUGAAAAAACCAGUUCAAGAUGAUUCUCAGACCAGAAACCAACAAAAAGGAGAAGGCGGUGGUUUUGGUCAAUGCCUCGUCUGGGUCCAGUGUUCCUCCCCAAACUGUGAGAAGUGGAGGCGGCUUUGUGGGAACAUUGACCCCUCAGUGCUUCCUGAUAAUUGGUCCUGUGAUCAGAAUACAGACUUGAGGUAUAAUCGCUGUGACAUCCCUGAGGAGUCCUGGACAGGGCGUGAGAGUGAUGUGGCCUAUGCCUCCUACAUCCCAGGAUCCAUCAUCUGGGCCAAGCAAUACGGUUACCCCUGGUGGCCAGGCAUGGUAGAAUCUGAUCCUGACCUGGGGGAAUAUUUUCUUUUUGCUUCUCAUCUUGAUUCCCUGCCGUCUAAAUACCACGUGACAUUUUUUGGAGAAACAGUCUCUCGUGCUUGGAUCCCAGUCAACAUGCUAAAGAACUUCCAGGAGCUGUCCCUGGAGCUAGCUGGAGUGAAAAAGUGCAGGAACAAGGACUGCAACCAGAAGCUGGGAGCUGCCCUGAUGAUGGCUCAAGAGGCAGAACAGAUCAGUAUACAGGAACGGGUUAACUUGUUUGGUUUCCGGAGCCGAUACAAUGGAUCUGACAGUAGUGGGGAAGGAAAAGACUUAAGUCUUUCUGGGGCUAACAGCCCAGAUUCCUGCAUGGAGGAAGAGUCAGAGUUGGAGGCGGAGGAGUUGGAAAAGGAGGAAGAGAAAAAAGACCCGACUUUGCCCAGUCCCAAGUCAGCCAAAAUUCAGACCAAAAAACCCAAGGCAAGAGGCCUAACAGAUGGACAAGAUGUGACCCUGCAAAAGAAGACAAUGAAGAGAGCUCUGGGAAAUGAAUCUGCAGCCCCUCCUGUACCCAUAAUAGGAAGGAAAGAAGGGCGUGGGAAAUCGGAACCUGACCAGCCAGGCCCUAAGAAAAAAUUUAAAGCUCCUCAAAGCAAAGCCUCAGGAACCAGCUUGUCUGCGGACAAAGAAGCUAGUAUGGUGCCCAAGGGCCUGACCCCACCAGCUCAUCGCAGGGUCUGUCCUGUGGGAGGGAAAGAAGGCUGGAAGUGUCCUCCAGAGGCUGGAAGUGUCCCCCCUGACGAUGACACCUCCAGUGACCUGGACCUGGAGCAACUCCUAGAAGAUGUUGGAAGAGAGCCGGAGCAGCUGGAGGGGCCGCGGUGUGGAGAUGACCCUGGGGAGUUCACCUUGGCCUUCUUCGAGGAAUAGCUGUGUGCACCUGCCUCCCUGCUGCUCUCUCACCCCCUUCCCUGCCAGCAGCAGGGAGAGCCCCUCAGAGGGUCCCUGAGAGGCUGCUAAGGGUGGGGCUUGUUCAUCGGCUACAGGUCACCUGGCUGAAGUCCCAGCUGUGCAGUUUCUGUGUUAAUAAAACAGGUUACGGCUUUCCGCAA
Molecule: messenger RNA, 2222 nt
Organism: Mirounga angustirostris (Northern elephant seal)
Lineage: Eukaryota; Metazoa; Chordata; Mammalia; Carnivora; Phocidae
Gene: ZCWPW1
Product: zinc finger CW-type and PWWP domain containing 1
Exons: 17
Coding region: 172-2040 (622 amino acids)
Cellular component (GO): nucleus
Molecular function (GO): zinc ion binding
Source: RefSeq, a predicted model, not a curated record